GGCUGCGCACUUAUUGUCUGAGCGCGGGGUGGUGGCGGCAGCUGGGAGGAGUGGCACUGGGACAGGACAGGACGGGUCGGGAAAAGGAGAGGAAGGAGGGCCGGGCCAGCUCCUGGUGUCGGCGUGUGUGUGUGUGAGGGGGGUGGCGGCUGCGCGGGUACGAGCGUGCGGGUGCGCGGGCGAAGGGGAGGUUUUAUUCUUAAUCUAUUUUCCGGGCCUUUGUGGCUGCGUGAGGGGAGGGCCCGGGGCUGAGGAGGAGGAGGAGGGAAGCAGCGCUACGGCGGCGGUAGCGGCGGCUGUUGUUGCCGCCGUGAGGUAAAAGAACCGGCAGUCCCUUUAAACUAGCGACAGCCGCAGGCCCAGUCGGGCCCGCCCGCUGCCUCCCGGCCUCGAGUUCGAGUGCAGGCGGCGGAAGGGCGCUUUUGUGCGGGCGGCGCGGCCCCUCGCUUGCCCUUCCUCCCUCGGCUCUGCGCUUUCCUGCUUCUGGGAUCCUGUCUCAGCGGACUAUUUUGCUUCGCUUCAGCUGCGCUCGCCGACAUGAACUAGGAGCCGGGCCGAAGGGGGUGUGGAACUGUCGGGGUGCCUGUGUGGGGUGUGCGUGUGUGAGGGCCCGCGCAGUGCCUGAGGAGCCGGGGCGAAGCGCGAAGGGCGGCCGCGCCGCUGGUUGCUGCGCUGUGCUGCGCUGCGAGGCUCCGUGCCGGCCCUCUUCGGUUGCCUCCUUGCGCCUUCGCUUCGCCUGAGGAGAAACGGGCAGAAAAUGGCAACGUCUGGAGGAGGCGGUGGUGGCGGCGGCAGCGGGGGACUGACUUGGGUGACAUUAUUUGAUAAUCAGAUCAAUGCUUCAAAAAAGGAAGACUCAGAAAGCAUUAAUAAAAAUGAUUCCUCAAAGAAGAUGUCUGUUGAGAGAGUUUAUCAGAAAAAGACUCAGCUUGAGCACAUCCUCCUGCGUCCAGAUACUUACAUUGGGUCAGUUGAACCAUUAACUCAGUUAAUGUGGGUUUAUGAUGAAGAUGUAGGAAUGAAUUGCAGAGAAGUUACCUUUGUUCCAGGCUUGUACAAGAUCUUUGAUGAAAUCCUUGUAAAUGCUGCAGACAAUAAGCAGAGGGACAAGAAUAUGACUUGUAUUAAAAUAUCCAUUGACCCGGAAUCAAACAUUAUCAGCAUAUGGAAUAAUGGAAAGGGUAUACCAGUUGUAGAACACAAAGUAGAAAAAGUAUAUGUUCCUGCUUUAAUCUUUGGGCAGCUGUUAACAUCCAGUAACUACGAUGAUGAUGAGAAAAAAGUUACAGGUGGGCGCAAUGGCUAUGGUGCAAAACUUUGUAAUAUAUUUAGUACAAAGUUUACAGUUGAAACUGCUUGCAAGGAAUACAAACACAGCUUUAAGCAGACUUGGAUGAACAAUAUGAUGAAGACCUCUGAACCCAAGAUUAAGCAUUUUGAUGGUGAUGACUACACAUGCAUUACAUUCCAGCCAGAUCUAGCUAAAUUUAAAAUGGAAAAACUUGAUAAAGAUAUUGUUGCCAUCAUGACAAGAAGAGCAUAUGAUUUAGCUGGGUCAUGCAAAGGAGUCAAGGUCAUGUUGAAUGGGAAGAAAUUACCUGUAAAUGGGUUUCGCAGUUACGUAGAUCUUUACGUAAAGGACAAGCUUGAUGAAACCGGAGUUGCACUCAAAGUUAUUCACGAAGUUGUGAAUGAACGAUGGGAUGUGUGCCUCACUCUAAGUGAAAAAGGCUUUCAGCAAAUCAGCUUUGUAAAUAGCAUAGCUACCACAAAGGGUGGUAGGCAUGUUGAUUACGUGGUGGAUCAGGUUGUGGGCAAGCUGAUAGAAGUGGUGAAAAAGAAGAAUAAAGCUGGAGUUUCAGUGAAACCAUUUCAGGUGAAGAAUCAUAUAUGGGUUUUUGUUAAUUGCUUGAUUGAAAACCCAUCAUUUGAUUCCCAGACAAAGGAGAACAUGACAUUGCAGCCUAAAAGUUUUGGGUCCAAGUGCCAGCUAUCUGAGAAAUUUUUUAAAGCAGCCUCCAACUGUGGUAUCAUAGAGAGCAUUUUGAAUUGGGUCAAAUUUAAGGCACAAACUCAGCUGAACAAAAAAUGUUCAUCAGUGAAACACAGUAAAAUCAAAGGCAUUCCGAAACUGGAUGAUGCUAAUGAUGCUGGUGGCAAACAUUCCUUGGACUGCACAUUAAUAUUAACAGAAGGAGACUCUGCCAAAUCUUUAGCUGUCUCUGGCUUGGGUGUUAUUGGUAGAGACAGAUAUGGAGUAUUCCCACUCAGGGGUAAAAUCCUCAAUGUUCGAGAAGCUUCUCACAAACAGAUUAUGGAAAAUGCAGAAAUCAACAACAUCAUCAAAAUAGUCGGACUACAAUACAAGAAAAGCUAUGAAGAUCCAGAAUCUCUGAAAAGUUUGAGAUACGGAAAAAUUAUGAUCAUGACAGAUCAGGAUCAGGAUGGAUCUCACAUAAAAGGCUUGUUGAUCAAUUUUAUUCAUCACAAUUGGCCAUCACUGUUGAAACAUGGUUUUCUUGAGGAAUUCAUCACUCCUAUUGUAAAGGCAAGCAAAAAUAAGCAGGAACUUUCAUUCUAUAGUAUUCCUGAAUUUGAUGAGUGGAAAAAGCAUAUGGAGAAUCAUAAAGCAUGGAAGAUAAAAUACUACAAAGGUUUGGGUACCAGCACUGCUAAAGAAGCAAAAGAAUAUUUUGCUGACAUGGAAAGACAUCGGAUCUUAUUUCGAUAUGCUGGUCCUGAGGAUGAUGCUGCCAUUACACUGGCCUUCAGUAAGAAGAAGAUUGAUGAUCGAAAAGAAUGGUUAACAAACUUCAUGGAGGACAGGCGGCAGCGUCGGCUACAUGGCCUUCCUGAGCAAUUUUUAUAUGGUACAGCAACAAAACAUUUGACUUACAAUGAUUUCAUUAACAAGGAGUUGAUCCUUUUCUCAAAUUCUGACAACGAGAGAUCUAUCCCUUCCCUUGUUGAUGGUUUAAAACCAGGGCAACGCAAAGUUUUGUUCACUUGCUUUAAGAGAAAUGAUAAACGUGAAGUAAAGGUUGCUCAACUGGCUGGUUCUGUUGCUGAAAUGUCAGCUUACCACCAUGGUGAGCAAGCAUUAAUGAUGACUAUUGUCAACUUGGCUCAGAACUUUGUUGGAAGUAACAAUGUUAAUCUGCUACAACCUAUUGGUCAGUUUGGUACCAGGCUUCAUGGUGGAAAGGAUGCUGCCAGCCCUCGCUAUAUUUUCACCAUGUUAAGCCCUUUAGCAAGGCUGCUUUUUCCAUCAGUGGAUGACAACUUGCUUAAAUUCCUUUAUGAUGACAACCAGCGCGUAGAGCCUGAGUGGUAUAUUCCCAUCAUUCCAAUGGUUUUAGUAAAUGGAGCUGAAGGAAUUGGUACUGGAUGGGCGUGCAAACUUCCAAACUAUGAUACCAGAGAGAUUGUAAACAAUGUCAGACGAAUGCUGGAUGGCUUAGAUCCCCACCCAAUGCUCCCAAACUACAAAAACUUCAAAGGAACCAUUCAGGAACUUGGUCAAAACCAGUAUGUAGUCAGUGGUGAAAUAUUUGUGGUGGACAGGAACACAGUAGAAAUUACAGAGCUUCCUGUAAGGACGUGGACCCAGGUGUACAAAGAACAGGUUCUAGAACCUAUGUUGAAUGGGACUGAAAAAACUCCAGCAUUAAUUUCUGACUAUAAGGAAUACCACACUGAUACAACUGUGAAAUUUGUUGUGAAGAUGACGGAAGAAAAACUUGCACAGGCAGAAGCUGCUGGAUUGCACAAAGUCUUUAAGCUUCAAACAAGUCUUACUUGUAAUUCUAUGGUGCUAUUUGAUCAUAUGGGAUGCUUAAAGAAGUAUGAAACUGUGCAGGACAUCUUGAAGGAGUUCUUUGAUUUGCGAUUACAUUAUUAUAGUUUACGCAAGGAAUGGCUUGUGGGAAUGUUGGGUGCAGAAUCUACCAAACUUAACAAUCAAGCUCGUUUUGUUCUAGAGAAGAUACAAGGAAAAAUUACAAUAGAGAACAGAUCAAAAAGAGAUUUGAUUCAGAUGUUGGUCCAGAGAGGUUAUGAAUCUGAUCCAGUAAAAGCCUGGAAAGAAGCACAGGAAAAGGCAGCAGAAGAAGAGGACCCACAGAACCCAAAUGAUGAUGCUUCUUCUGCUUCUGGCUCAACUUCUGGCCCAGACUUUAACUAUAUUUUAAACAUGUCUUUGUGGUCACUCACGAAAGAGAAAGUAGAAGAGUUAAUUAAGCAGAGAGAUUCAAAGGAGAGAGACCUGAAUGACCUUAAAAGGAAAUCUUCUUCAGAUCUGUGGAAAGAAGAUUUAGCAGCCUUUGUUGAAGAGCUUGAAAAAGUAGAAGCACAGGAAAGAGAGGAUGUUUUGGCAGGCAUGGUUGGCAAACCAAUUAAAGGCAAAGUUGGUAAACCCAAAAUGAAGAAACUUCAGUUGGAAGAGACAAUGCCAUCACCCUUUGGCAGAAGAAUAGUUCCACAGAUUACAUCUGCCAUGAAAGCUGAUGCCAGUAGGAAACUGCUGAAAAAGAAAAAGGGUGAGACUGAUUCCAUGGCAAUAAAAAUGGAAUUUGAUGAAGAAUUUGGUGGUGUGCCAGCUGAGGGUGGUGGGGAUGACUCACUGAAUACAUCAGCCACAGCAACUAAAACCCCUAAACCUAAGAGAGAGAAGAAGGAGCCUGGUACUAGGGUAAGAAGAACACCAUCGUCUACCAAGUCCAGUGCAAAAAAAGUGAAGAAACGAAACCCGUGGUCAGAUGAUGAAUCCAAAUCUGAAAGUGAUUUAGAAGAGAAUGAGCCUGUGAUUAUCCCAAGAGACUCUCUGCUUAGGAGAGCUGCAGCUGAGAGGCCCAAGUAUACUUUUGACUUCUCAGAAGAAGAAGAUGAUGCCGAUGAUGAUGAUGAUGCCAACAAUAAUAAUGAUAUGGAUGAGCUUAAAGUAAAAGCCUCUCCAGUUACAAAUGACAGAGAGGAGGAGUUUGUUCCUUCAGACAGUUUAGAAAAAGAUGAAUAUGACUUCUCCCCAGCCAAAUCAAAGCCAUCUCCAGAUAGGAAAACAUCUCAAGAUAAGAAAAAUCAAGAUUUUGGGAACAUCUUCUCUUUUCCAUCUUACUCACAGAAACGAGAUGAUGAUACAACAAAAUUGGAUAGUGAUGAAGAGGAUUCUGCUCCUGUUUUCUCAUCAUCUUUUGCCCCCAAACAAACAGAGAAAAUUACAAGUAAAACAGUAGCUGCUAAAAAGGCGAAACCAGAUGUGCCCCCUAAACCUAAAAGAGCUCCCAAGGCCAAGAAGGUGGAAACUAUAAACUCUGACUCAGAUUCAGAAUUCGGCAUUCCAAAGAAGACUGCAGCACCCAAAGGUAAAGGUAGAGGGGCAAAGAAAAGGAAAGCAUCUAGUUCAGAAAAUGAAGGUGACUACAACCCUGGGAAGAAAACGCCUAAAUCAACACCAAGCAAGAAAUCCAAGAAGGCUGCUUUUGACCAGGAUUCCGACGUGGAAAUCUUUCAGUCGGGCUUUGCCACUGAAACUGCCCCAAAGCCACGGACAGGCCGGGCUAGAAAAGAAGUGAAAUAUUUUGCAGAGUCGGAUGAAGAUGAUGAUUUUGAUAUGUUUAAUUAAGUGCCCAAAGAGCACACAAAUGUUUUCCAACAAAUAUCUUGUGUUGUCCUUUUGUCCCUUCUGUCGCAAACUUUUGUACAUUUGACUUCCUUUAUGUGAUAAUGUAAUUGAUGGUUUUUAUUAUUGUGUGUAGGCAUUUUAACAUUUGUUCUUACACCUACAAGUUUUAUGCUCUUUUUUACUCAUUGAAAUGUCAUGUAUUUGUCUGACUGGCUUGUAGAGAUGUUCUAGACAGCUGUGCUAAAGCACAUUUUAAUUGUCAUGGUUGCAAACAGCAAACCUGCUUUUUGAAAUGAAGUUUAAACAUUAAAAAAUGGAAAACUCC
Melopsittacus undulatus (budgerigar) is the source of this 5945-nucleotide messenger RNA. It is a transcript of the gene TOP2B, whose product is annotated as DNA topoisomerase II beta. Lineage: Eukaryota; Metazoa; Chordata; Aves; Psittaciformes; Psittaculidae. Gene Ontology annotation, biological process: sister chromatid segregation; DNA topological change; resolution of meiotic recombination intermediates. Bases 758 to 5620 code for a protein of 1620 amino acids. Gene Ontology annotation, molecular function: ATP binding; DNA topoisomerase type II (double strand cut, ATP-hydrolyzing) activity; DNA binding. Gene Ontology annotation, cellular component: nucleus. The record is from RefSeq and is a predicted model, not a curated record. The transcript is spliced from 36 exons.